GCGGGUGACGCGUAGUCCGCGAGUCAUUGAUCCCGACACGGUCCCGGACUGCCGACGCCAUGUCGAAGGAGCUCGCGUAUUUGCCUCUCGUCCCGCCGCUCGCUGUCGCGAUAUACGUCGCCUGCGUCGCCGGCGCCGGCGCCCUAGCUAAUUGCUCAGUCUUAGCAGCACUUCUUAAAUCAUCUCGAAAUGGUUUGUGCUCUAUCAUCAUACAACUCGCCGCAGCGGAUUUUUUGAUCAUAGCGACGUCAGCUCUACCCGAAAUGUGGUUUUAUAACUCUGGAACAUGGAACUUCGGGAAAAGCAGCUGUAUUGCAUACCGAGGGUUAAAUGUGUUUGCAUCGACAGCAUCGUCAUACUUAACUGCCACAGUAGCGCUACAUACAAUUGCAUCGCUAAAUUUAGAAGAAAAAUUCGCGGCAAAGAGGCUUAAACGACAUAACGAAGAUGAAAGCGAAGAAAUGGGAUCAUCGCACCAUAGUCUGAUGGCCAGCAGUGACACCUCUACUCCACCUCGGACAAUGAAUGUCGAUUAUCGCCUUAUGGACAAAAGAGUACGGGUGACACCGCCCACUGCCUUCGUGUGGAUAUUAUCGGCGUCCCUCAGCAUACCUGAAUUUGCUUUGGCUAGCACAGUGCACCUGAACCAAGGUACCAUUCUGUGCACAGCCAUUGACUCACAUCACAGACUUAAUAUGCAUUCGUUACUUGCUGCAUUCAAUCUGUUUUUGCCGUCACUGUUGAUGAUGUUUGCAGCAAUACUGAUAGUCGUUAAACUAAAAUCUAAACAUCUCCCAGAACUAGAUAUCUGUGACGCGAACUCAGCUCUGAAGUUAUCAUUGUGUUUAUUAAUAGUGUAUGGUGUAUUAUGUGCUCCGCGUUCAGUUUCUACAGUUUACCAUGUUUAUUCAAGAUCUUACGACGAAAGUCAAACACCUUCAUUUGAUACUGAGCUAUUGGAUCACACAACAGCGACGAUAAGGUUAGCCCUAAGCGGUGCUUAUGUAGCCGCUACUCUAAUUCGGCCUUUAUUGUAUGUAAUAUUGUUACCGAAAAUAAGAAACGUGUUUUCAUUUGGUUCUCGAAAUAGGGAAAAAGUAUGAAUAACUUUAAUAACGUAUAAUAUAAACUCUACCUAAGUUGGAUUUAAAGGAUGUUUUUACAACGUGAUAAAUACAAUAUUCAUAGUAUAAGUAUA
Molecule: messenger RNA, 1198 nt
Organism: Ostrinia furnacalis (Asian corn borer)
Lineage: Eukaryota; Metazoa; Arthropoda; Insecta; Lepidoptera; Crambidae
Exons: 2
Coding region: 60-1103 (347 amino acids)
Biological process (GO): neuropeptide signaling pathway
Cellular component (GO): neuron projection; plasma membrane
Molecular function (GO): neuropeptide binding; G protein-coupled receptor activity
Source: RefSeq, a predicted model, not a curated record